Molecule: messenger RNA, 1149 nt
Organism: Rhopalosiphum maidis (corn leaf aphid)
Lineage: Eukaryota; Metazoa; Arthropoda; Insecta; Hemiptera; Aphididae
Product: probable serine/threonine-protein phosphatase PP2A regulatory subunit
Exons: 6
Coding region: 1-1149 (382 amino acids)
Biological process (GO): protein dephosphorylation
Cellular component (GO): protein phosphatase type 2A complex; cytoplasm
Molecular function (GO): protein phosphatase regulator activity
Source: RefSeq, a predicted model, not a curated record
AUGGCUGAACGAAUUGAACAAGGAAUGUCCGAAACCUAUCGCGACGAUAACCAUUUGACGUUAAAUGAUGAUCAUUUGCACGAUCGCUCUUUUAUCGAAACUGCCAUCAACUGUGAUUGCCUUGUGAAUCGUUUGGAAUCAAUAAAUUUCUUACGGGAUGCUGCUUUAAAACUCGGUGCCGAAAAUACUCGUAAACACUUAGUACCAUACCUUACUCAUCUUAUUAUUGCUGAAAAAUUGCCGGAAUUGAAAAAUUUAGCUGAAGUUUUUGGCGAGUUUGAAAAUUAUGUAGGAGGACCAAAAUAUGCUCACAUUUUGUUGCUACCUCUAGAAGAAUUAGCUGGUGUUAAAUUAAGUGAUGUUAGAAUGGCCGCCAUAAAAUCAUUGCAAACAUUGGCUGAUAUUAUGGAAGUAAUCGAUCUGGAGAACUACUUCAUACCUUUUAUUGCUAGUUUGACGAUGAAUGAUAAAAGUACUAAACGUUUGUCUGUUAGUCAUCUUUUCACUACUGUUUAUAUGCGUGUCAGUCCGAAACAUCAAAGUGAUUUAAUUGACUAUCAUUGUUUCUUAAGUUUGGACUCAAUACCUUCUGUUCGUCAAAAUGCAGCAAAUAAUUUGGUUGAUUUCAGCGAAGUUGUUCAUAUGUCAAUUUUUGACAGUAAAUUAACUCCCCGUUUGGAGCAAUUUUGUUUUGACCAAAAUGAGCAUGUUAGAAUAAUGGCUUUAUCAACAGCAAUAACAAUUUCAAAAAAAUUUGAUGUUUCCUAUACUAAACAGAUAAUUCUUCCCAUUGCAUUGAAUUUAAUAAAUGACCCUUCCUGUGGAGUACGUUCAAUACUCAUUAAGAAUAUUGCAAAGUUGCUUGAAAUUUGUGUAAGUUGCUUAAAACUUACUGAAAGUAUAAUGAAAAUGCUUAUUUCAUUAGCUAAAGACCAACAAAUAGAAGUUCGAUUACAGUCUGUUAGUGUUCUUUAUGAUUGUACCGUUAUCCUUUAUGAAAAUUUGACUUACCUAGAAGCUACUAAAUUGGUAAUCAAAUUUUUGAUUCCAACAUUAUACAAUUUAAGUCAUGAUUCUGAUGUUAAAUGUAAAUUGGAGGUAUCAGCUGUUUUGGCAAAAUUUGGAAAAAUAAUGCCUGAUGUAAUGUAA